CCGGGAGCUCCGGGGCCGGUGCGACGCUGCGGGGCCGCCGCCGCCGCCCAUGGAGCCCAACGGGACGGCGGCGGCGGGGGGCAACGCCUCGGCGGCGGCGGCGGGCAGCGGCGGUGCCCCCGGGGGCGGCCCCCUGCUCAUCCCCUCGGCCUUCGGGACGGUGCUGUCGGUGAUGUACGUGGCCGGGGUGGCGGGCAACGUCUACACGCUGGUGGUGAUGUGCCACUCGGCGCGCUGCGCCGCCCCCAUGUACAGCUCCAUCGUCAGCCUGGCCCUGGCCGACCUGCUCUACCUCUCCACCAUCCCCUUCAUCGUCUGCACCUACCUGGCCCAGGACUGGUACUUCGGGGACCUGGGGUGCCGCAUCCUGCUCAGCCUGGACCUGCUCACCAUGCACGCCAGCAUCUUCACCCUCACCCUCAUGUGCACCGAGCGCUACCUGGCCGUCACCCGGCCCCUGGACACCCUGAAGCGGUCGCGCGGCUACCGGAAGGUCACGGCGGGGGCCGUCUGGUCGGUCUCGCUGCUCCUUACUCUGCCCAUGAUGCUGAUGGUCACCCUGACCGAGGGCGGCAAGGCAGAGGGCAAGGUGAAGAGGAUGUGUGCGCCCACCUGGAGCGUGGACGCCUACCGGACCUACCUGACGGUGCUCUUCAGCACUAGCAUCAUGGCCCCAGGAAUCAUCAUUGGCUUCCUCUACACGCGCCUGGCCAGGACCUACCUGGAGUCCCAGAGGAAUCCCCCCCACAAGGAGAAGAGCAAGAGAUCCCCCCGGCAGAAGGUCCUCAUCAUGAUUUUCAGCAUCGUGCUGGUUUUCUGGGCCUGCUUCCUGCCGUUUUGGAUCUGGCAGUUGGUGCGACUCUACAGCAGCUCCCUGCAGCUCACCACCCAAACCCAAAAGUGCAUUAACUACCUGGUGACCUGCCUGACCUACAGCAACAGCUGCAUCAACCCCUUCCUCUACACCCUGCUCACCAAAAACUACCGGGAAUACCUGCGCAACAGGCACCGCAACUUUUACAGGUUCACAUCCUCCUUUCGCAAGAGGGGCUCCAACCUGCAGUGCUCCUGGGGACGGUCCAUGUCCUCCAGCAACCAGUACGACUACAGCUCGGAGGCCCUGGGCAUGGCCACGCUGAAGGACAAGUGAGGAAGAGGAGGCCCUCCGGAGACACCAGGACCAGCAGAGCGUCUGGCCAAGGUAGCGAUGCCCAGGGACUGCUGAAACAGAGGGGAGUUGCUUAAGGAACAGUCGCUUCCACUUUCUUACGGCAUACCCCAACGCGCAUCCACUUGAGAGGAGUCCCGAUCCAGCCCGGCAGCGUUACUGGGUUCCUGUGUCCUUGGGUGAUCCUCUCGUGUCACAUGCCAGACUUUAGGGUAUGUUUGUGCUAAAGCAGAGACGCCGCAGCCAAGGAUUGGGAGCAGAGAAUAGAGACAGCGACAUGCUGGAUUUUAUGCACUCGACUAACAGCAGAAAAAUAAAACCGUCGGGGCACGUGUUGGAUGAAGACCAGGGAAGCACGUUCCUGUGCCGGGAGUCAGGCGUUCUUACAGAUGCGGUUGUUGGGGUGCUUUUCAGGGAGGGGGAAAGAAGUAACUCACCUUAGAAUCGCUUGUAUUGCUUUUCACCACUGUCUUCGAAACACCAGGGACCACUUUGUCAUGCUCCAGUGCUGCGUAGCCUACGGCGCUGGGCAGUAUAAAUAGACCCGAUGGUGCCCGAUUCCUCAUGAAACAGGGGGACUAACACACAGUCCAUGUCGGGAACUGGCAGGGAAUUGGCUUCAACAGUUUUUAGGAACAACUCUUCAGGAACUAACUCAUUUUUUUAGUUAUUCACUCUGAAGUCAUUGUUACUUUUCCUUUGCUUCCCAUUUCCGAGGCUGGAAGUCGCUCCCGUAGGAGAAUAGCAAAGAUAAGACGUAACCAAGAGGCAGUGUGGGAAGGCUGGAGGACGUGCGUCAUCUGCGAGGUGUACUGUGCCGUCCUGCUCUCGGGGAGCAUAACGGUGCAGCCGGACAGACAUCCCUGCAGAGCCCAGCAUGGCUGCAUCCCAUCCAGGUGUUGCACGCGCCAUUUGCCCACUUCCGUGAAAAAAAAAAUAAAAAAAAAAGUAUUUCCCUAGGGCUAUAGAAAGAAAAACCCACCCUAAUUUGGGUCCUGACCUGACACCGUACUGAUGUGUCUCGAUUUCCGUUGCUUGGCCUGAGAAGAAGGCUGUUGGAAGGCCACUCACCCACCACCGUGUUACCAGGCUGCUACAGGACGGAUCAUUACCGUGCAUGAAAUAGUUGCAAGGCUUAGUGUAUACGUGUUAACGGGGGUGUAAGGGGAAGCUGAUGAUGCAAGAGCUGUACAGGUAUCAAAAGCAAUAUUAGGGAAUACACUUUCUGCUUUAAAACCCCCACAGUUAAACAUCUAAAGGCAAACAGUCUAAAAGCAUAGUUGUUAAUAAGAAGGGGAAGCUGAGGAGUCGUGCCCAGAAAAAAAUGGGAUGAAAAUGCAGAGCAGAUGAGAUCUACGCUUGUAACAUAAUGUGGGGCUAAGCAAACAGAAGGGUUUGAUUUGGGGGACACUUGCAGGGCGUCCCAUCAGUCCCCAGAAGGAAUUCUGCUACUGUGCUCAGCGUCACGAACGGCGCGUAGGGGACGUGGUUUCUGUGCCGCAUCGGCAGUGCGUUAACCAUCAAAGGGUUGAUGGAAGAGAGUCCAGAUGAAAUGCAAAAUAUUGGAUUUUUGUCACUCAUCAGGUUUUUCAACCAGUCUGUGCUUCAGCCCAGUCCCAUCCCAGCGCUGCUCCUGUCUCCCAACGGGCUCUGAUAAACCCGUACGAGAUUAUUUUAACGAGAGAACCAGUAAAUUUGAUGACUCCCACAAAGCACGUCCUUGGGGCAGAGGAGAGCCUGCUUAACACGCAGAACUGGCCAGCAAUCAGGAGACGCUGCCGCGCGUGAUGAAUGACGGCUCUCCAGCGGCGCGGGAAGCACGACACGGUGCAGACCUUCACAAACACGACUCCUCGGGAGCCUCUCGUACUCCUGGGGAUCGGAGCGCCGUUUAAAAGAUGAAUUACAUAAACAACAUCCCUCUUAUUGUCCCAUCCGACCGGUUAAACUGCCAAAAGUCAGGAGGUUUGACCCACUUCAUAAAUAUCCCGCAAGAGCAGAUGUUUUAACUGAGUUCCUCUUGUCUGUAGUUGGGCAAGCGUUGACUCUCCCGUUUUGGAAACGAGGAGACGGUCUUCGUGUAUCUUCCUUUAACAACAAACCCAAAUGAAUCUGGGAGGCCGCGUUGGAAGGGGGUUGCUGCAGGGUCCUGUCCGGGGCUGACUCGACCUUUACAUUUCCCAUAAGGGGUGGCUUUGCCUGCGGCUGCCCCAGAGGAUUUCGGCGAGGAUGGUGGUUUGGGUUUGGUGGGAUCUGAGUAUUCGUAAGCACAUCUCCCUGCGCGCAGGCCACGCAACACUGCGGUAAAGCAGCUCGGGCUAUUUGCUGCGUGAGGGAGAGGUAUUACCUGUCCUCAGCGCUAAAACAGAUGAGUCAGGACUCCCAAAAUCCUGAGAUGAAACCCACACCUUCUCUCCACAACCGCAGAGGCUGUGAAAGCGUAUGAAAACUGAGACAGACGCAUAACCAGAACCCAGAUGCAAACUCUGUGUAUCUUACCACUGCGGGUAAAUCCGAAGCAUCUCGGGCCAGGGCUGAAGUAACAACAGGAAAGUCAGUCGGGCUGUAACUGAGCAAAAUCUGGUGAUUUCCUUGAAAACAAUUUUACUUUGGCUAUUCUCCUACAUUCCAAGGUGGCAAGCAGUGUGUGCCCUGGGAUCAUUUAUCAUACCCAAGUCAUUGUAAUCCUGUGGCAUUUAAUGUGGGGGUUUUUUAUUAGAAAUGAAAUUUUGCUGCAGGUUUAGUGACACAGCUAG
Molecule: messenger RNA, 3924 nt
Organism: Grus americana (Whooping crane)
Lineage: Eukaryota; Metazoa; Chordata; Aves; Gruiformes; Gruidae
Product: urotensin-2 receptor-like
Exons: 2
Coding region: 50-1150 (366 amino acids)
Biological process (GO): neuropeptide signaling pathway; regulation of blood pressure; blood vessel diameter maintenance
Cellular component (GO): membrane
Molecular function (GO): urotensin II receptor activity
Source: RefSeq, a predicted model, not a curated record